This is a messenger RNA of Cucurbita maxima (winter squash), 2354 nucleotides long. RefSeq names its product putative amidase C869.01. Lineage: Eukaryota; Viridiplantae; Streptophyta; Magnoliopsida; Cucurbitales; Cucurbitaceae. The transcript has 5 exons. The record is from RefSeq and is a predicted model, not a curated record. The coding region runs from base 737 to 2275 and encodes 512 amino acids.
GCAUAUUGAGAUUCAACUCAUCUAUGACAAUGUACGAACGAGACAUGGCCCGAAUGAUAUUUUCGAUCUCACCAAUGUAGCUGAUUUCUGAUAAUAUAUCAUAUAUCGCAUGAGCAUCGUUCGAUUCAGUUCGAACGCUCUAAUUGGGCACAUAUUCUUUAGGGCAACUUCGAUAUUAGCUUUGGCACAAAGGAGGUUUAGCUCCUUGUUGUUGUGUUGAUCACUCUGCCUUCGUAACUAAAACUCUCGAUUCAUCUUUGACAUCCACUGAUAUGUUAUCCUCGUAUUUUCCUUCUAAGACACUAUAGAAUGAACUAUUUAGUUUUUUUUCCCUCACUGCAACCAAUCUUCUCUCGAUCUACUUCAAUACAUUUCAUCUUCGACGAGCAAUGAGUUUCUCUCUGGUCAAUUCAUAAGAAUUAUUUAACAACGGAAGAAUCUCUAAUUAAAUGGAGAAUAAAAGUAUUUUUUUAUCGUUAGCUAAACGGAGUUGGAGUCGAGGAUGGGAUGAGAUGAGGAUUGUAUUCUCCAUCACCGCUAGGAGGUGGUGAAGGGAUCUCGACACACGUGGAUAUCUCUUAUUUGGAAAUCAAUUUAUGCACUUCACUCAACGCAUUGACCAAGAUUAGAAAUGUCGACUUUCCAGGAUCCAAUCCUUUUCCUCUAGAAAUCCAGACGGUCCCAAUCUCCGUCCAUACGCUCCUACCGCCGCCGCCGUCGUCGCCACUAUCCAAAAAUGAACAUCGUCUUCUUCCUCUCGGCUUUCUUAUUCUUCAUCGGAGCCAACAGUUCUCAAUUUCCGAUCGACGAAGCAACCGUCGCCGAAAUCCAACACGCCUUCUCCCAAAACAAGCUCACCUCCAGAGAACUUCUCGAUCACUACCUCAACAAGAUCGAUUUUCUUAAUCCAGUGCUUAAAAGCGUUCUCGAAGUGAAUCCUGAUGCGAGAGCUCAAGCGGAAGCCGCCGAUCGAGAGAGGGAGCUCGCUGGAGGAAAAGCCCUUGGCGAACUCCAUGGAAUUCCAGUGCUGCUCAAGGAUUCUAUUGGAACCAAGGAUCGGCUCAAUACCACGGCCGGUUCCUUCGCAUUGCUUGGUUCGGUGGUGCCUCGAGAUGCGAAGGUGGUCCAUCGCCUGAGGAACGCCGGUGCGGUGAUUUUGGGGAAAACUUCGCUCACUGAGUGGUAUGGGUCUCGGUCUAUGAAGAUUCCCCAUGGUUGGUGUGCUCGCGGCGGUCAAGCCCUGAACCCAUAUGGGAAAGGAGGGGAUCCCUGCGGUUCAAGCAGUGGCUCAGCCAUAUCAGUGGCCGCCAACAUGGCGGCGGUGUCGUUAGGAACCGAGACAGAUGGCUCAAUUUUGUGUCCGGCCGAUUACAACUCUGUCGUCGGCAUCAAACCCACCGUCGGUCUCACGAGCCGUGCCGGCGUUAUCCCCAUCUCUCCCCGGCAAGACACAAUCGGGCCCAUAUGCAGGACAGUUUCUGAUGCUGUUUAUGUUCUUGAUGCUAUUGUUGGGUUUGAUCCAAUGGACUCUGAGGCAACCAAGGUUGGAUCUCAAUUCAUUCCGUCUGGUGGAUAUAAGCAAUUUCUGAAGAGAGAUGGGCUUACAGGAAAACGAUUGGGCAUUGUUAGGCAUCCCUUUUCUGAUUUGUAUGCCAAUGAAUCCACGGCCAUUCAAUCCUUUGAGCAUCAUGUCAAGCUGCUAAGGAAAAGUGGAGCAACCAUUGUAGACAACCUUCAAAUAUCAAAUGUAGCUGCAAUUCUGAAUCCUUAUGAAAGUGGUGAAUUAGUUGCAAUGAUAGCUGAGUUCAAGCUCACCAUAAACGAUUACCUCAAGAACCUGAUCCAAAGUCCAGUUCGGUCUCUAGCUGACAUUAUUGCCUUCAACAACAACCAUCCUGAACUGGAAAACAUGAAAGAGUAUGGCCAAGAUGCCUUUCUUUUAUCCGAGCAAACCGAGGGGAUCGGAGAGGCAGAGAAGGCAGCGAUUAGUAUGAUGGAAAACUUAUCAAGACAUGGAUUUGAGGAAAUGAUGAAGACCUAUAAUCUGGAUGCAAUGGUAACAUUAGGGACUGGAGCCGAAACUGUUCUAGCUAUUGGGGGAUAUCCUGCCAUCUCUGUCCCUGCUGGAUAUGAAGGAAACGGAGAGCCGUUUGGCAUCCUCUUUUCGGGUCUUAAGGGGACCGAACCGAAGCUGAUCGAGAUCGCUUAUGCAUACGAACAAGCCACCAUGGUACGAAGGCCUCCUCCUCUUCUUUCUGACUUGUCAAGUUUGUGAAUGUUAUGUAUGACAUGUUUGCAACUAGAAGAUUUAGUGUAACUGCUGGAAAAUGUGACUUCGGGUCAAAUAAGUUAUU